AUGCAAAUAAAAUCGAAUCAAAACGAUCGAUUGAUUGUUGUAUUUGGACGUAAUGGUUGUGGUGAUCGAUUAAAAAGAUCAAUACUUGGACGUGUAGCAGAACAACAUGCUGAUAUUACGAUAAUUACAUCAGAAAGUCCUUAUCAAGAAGAUCCAAAAACAAUAAUUGACGGAAUUUUAUCGAGAAUUCAGGAUAAAAUAAAUGAGAAUCGGAAAGGGAAAAAACAAUAUAUUUGGCAAUGGAAUUAG
Messenger RNA from Rotaria sordida, 249 nucleotides. Lineage: Eukaryota; Metazoa; Rotifera; Eurotatoria; Philodinida; Philodinidae. The record is from the annotation of a GenBank genome assembly.